Molecule: messenger RNA, 795 nt
Organism: Tremella mesenterica DSM 1558
Lineage: Eukaryota; Fungi; Basidiomycota; Tremellomycetes; Tremellales; Tremellaceae
Exons: 1
Source: RefSeq, a predicted model, not a curated record
GGCUCACAGAAGAGGAGAAGCAAAGAAAUAAUGGCAAUGUCCUCAGCACUAAAUUUGUCUAUGACGAGUCCAACGACACUACUUAUCCUUCUUCUUUAUCAGGUUUCUUCCCCGAUCUUGUCAAAUGUCAUUGCCGCGGAACUUCUUUCGAUCUACCAACUUUGGGCGACGGCAUCGAGCUCAUCAUGGGCCUUCUCGGCGGUGUCCAUCUAGGCGCUUCGGCGCUUGCAGGAUUCCCAUCCCUUCAAACUCUCCCUUUCCAAGGUUCGCUCGGGUUUCACGGUGUCAAUGUGUUUCAAUCCGACAGUCGCAACAGGUCCAUGAUCAUCACUAUCCAUAACAAGCACGAACACCCAAACCUACCCCCAUUAGCCCAAGCUAUGAUUGGUCAACGGACAUUUCACAGUUGGCCAUAUCUACAAGAAGGUCUCGUCGUCGCUUUAUCUGAUCAGAAUCACAAAUACGAGCUUCAACAACAAGGCAAGUCUACCCGGAUCAUUUCGACACCUUACAAUCCCUUUCAAGCGAUAUCAUGGAAGAAAGCGGCCGAUCAUAUCGAACAUCACAGUUCGAAACGUUUCGGAAUCAUCACCGGUCCCGUAGAGGUCAUGCUACAUGUGCGACCGCUCAAAGGGUUGAAGAGGAUGGAUACUGGUGCUUUGGUCAAAGACUACGAUUCGGCGGACAAGGAGAUUACUCAAGCUUUACAGUUGGCGGUCAAUCAGGUGACUUUCGAAGAUGAACGAUAUAUUGAGAAAGAUGCCCCUCCUAUGGCACAGGAUUUCCCCGUGGGAG